This is a messenger RNA of Saccoglossus kowalevskii, 1332 nucleotides long. Its product is annotated as transmembrane protein 230-like. The record is from RefSeq and is a predicted model, not a curated record. Gene Ontology annotation, biological process: synaptic vesicle transport. NCBI's taxonomy places the organism in Eukaryota, Metazoa, Hemichordata, Enteropneusta, Harrimaniidae. Gene Ontology annotation, cellular component: endomembrane system; synaptic vesicle.
AUUUCGUUUUAUUAUCCACCCUGUGUGGGACAGUUUCACGGAGUUUUCGGCGAUAUCAGUGUAAAUUUUUACUGAAAAGGCUCUGUUUUUUUAAUGACCAUUCAAAGACUGAUAGUACUAUUCUGUUACUUAUGAUGCCUGCAAAGAAUGCGAAAAACGGGAACAGUUACAAAUAUCGACCAAUGCAAGAUCCAACUAAAAUGCAAGAUGGCUUCACAGAAUUGCAGUUUCGUAAGCCUCCAGUUAAAGUUCCAUUAAAAGCCAUUGGUCUUGCGGUAUUUUUAUUCGUGGUUGGAUCUGCUCUUAUUAUUGUUGGAUCUUUACUUCUCUCGGGUUACAUAGAUUCAAAGUACUCUGAUCGUACAUGGCCGGUGUUAAUUCUUGGCGUAUUGGUAUUCAUCCCCGGAUUCUACCAUGUCAGGAUUGCGUACUAUGCUUAUAAGGGAUACCGAGGGUAUUCAUAUGAAGAUAUUCCAAACUUUGAUGAUUAAGUGCGACCAUUCUACUUGAGUGUGUUCUUGUAAAUAUCUGCUUAUACAUAUCUACAAAAAAGAUUCAUUUAUUCUGUUAAUGCUUUGGCAUUCAGGUGCGGCUAAUUUUCGUAUUAUGUGACUCAUUGCCGAUGUUCGUAUAUCUAUGCGAGUGAAAUAUACUGCGUCUUUUAAAAAUGGCCAAUACUAAGAAAUUUCUGACAAUUGCUUCAAUUAUUUGGAAUGGAGUCUUGAUAUUUUUCAGAAAUGGAUGAUGAAUCUGUUUAUUCACGAAUUUAUAAUUCAAAAAACUGCCAUGAUAUGAUUGGUCACAUGAUGAACUUGUCUCUUUCUCUUUCUAUCACUAAUGUAACUGCAGUAAAACAUGAAGUGUUUUCUCUACCUUAACUUAUCUUAUGAAAAGUGUGCAGUUCAUAAAAUAACAUUAGCAGAUAUCCAGGGUUAGUGGGGAACCAGAUAUGUAUUUGCAUAUUACAGAAUAUGACAUGGCGGGAGUGUGUACAAAUCUUUUGCUAUCCAUUGCAGUUGCUGGGUUGGUGUGACUUGUUAGCUUAUGUAUAUAUCUGGUAGCAUCGCUUAUGUGUGGGCUUUGAAUAUGAACACAACGUUCAGCACUAAAAUGAGGUUUGAUUGGCAAACCUUAUUGACUGGGCUGAACAUCACUUACAUAAAACGUAAAUUGCAAUUGACCACACUGUGAUGACGCAUUGGUUGUGGAAUAGUGAAAAAGGGACACUGCGUACACAAUAUGCAAAUAACCUUUAAUGAAGUUACGAUGUAGACAUAUCUCAUGAAUAUUAUUUGAAAGUGCAAUUAUUAAUAAAAAACAUUUAUUAUGAAA